CAAAUCCCACGCCCGAUCCCGCUCUCUCCCUAAACUCAGUGUCUGAGGAGAGAGAUAGAGACGAAGAGAGAGAAAAAGAGAAGGAGAGUCCAUUUCAGAGAACGAAACGUUUCGAAUCUCAGAGAGAGAUUCAGAGAAAUUUGUUCGACCAUUUCUGGGUUCAGAUCUGCUUCUAUCGAUACCACUUGAAGUUCAUUUCGAUUCUCUCCUUUCGCCGUGAAAAUUCAAAAUGUCAGGUCGCCAUGAGAAAGAGAAAGGCGUCAAUGUUCAAGUCCUUCUUCGUUGCAGACCGUUCAGCGAAGAUGAGUUGCGGAGCAAUGCGCCGCAAGUGGUGACUUGCAAUGAUUACAUGAGAGAAGUGGCUGUGUCCCAGAGCAUUGCGGGGAAGCACAUAGACAGAGUUUUUACUUUCGAUAAGGUUUUUGGCCCCUCUGCUCAGCAGAAAGAUCUUUAUGAACAAGCCGUGAUUCCAAUUGUACAUGAAGUCUUGGAAGGCUUUAAUUGUACCAUUUUCGCCUAUGGUCAAACUGGUACAGGAAAAACGUAUACAAUGGAGGGUGAAUGCAAAAGAGCAAAGAGUGGACCUAAUGGAGAAUUGCCUCCUGAGGCUGGGGUGAUUCCUAGGGCUGUUAAGCAGAUAUUUGAUACCCUUGAGAGCCAGAAUGCCGAGUACAGUGUAAAAGUCACCUUUUUAGAACUUUAUAAUGAGGAGAUCACUGAUUUACUUGCCCCUGAAGAGAUUUCCAGAGUUAUGUUGGAGGAGAAGCAAAAAAAGGCGUUGCCUUUGAUGGAGGAUGGGAAAGGUGGAGUUCUUGUUAGAGGUUUGGAGGAAGAAAUUGUGACAAGUGCAAAUGAAAUUUUUACUUUACUUGAAAGAGGGUCUGCAAAACGACGCACUGCAGAAACUUUUUUGAACAAGCAGUCGAGUCGGUCACACUCUCUAUUUUCCAUAACCAUUCACAUUAAAGAAGCUACACCAGAAGGUGAAGAAUUAAUCAAGUGUGGAAAGUUGAAUCUAGUUGAUUUGGCAGGAUCUGAGAAUAUUUCUCGUUCUGGAGCUCGAGAGGGGCGUGCUAGAGAAGCUGGAGAGAUUAACAAAAGUUUACUGACUUUAGGAAGGGUAAUAAAUGCUCUGGUGGAACAUCUGGGGCAUAUUCCAUAUAGGGAUAGCAAGCUAACACGGUUACUUCGUGACUCACUUGGGGGAAGAACCAAGACAUGCAUCAUAGCUACAGUUUCGCCGGCUGUCCAUUGUCUCGAGGAAACGUUGAGCACACUGGAUUAUGCACACCGCGCGAAGAAUAUAAAGAAUAAGCCUGAGGUUAACCAAAAAAUGAUGAAAUCAACACUUAUCAAAGAUCUUUAUGGUGAAAUUGAGCGCCUUAAGUCAGAGGUUUAUGCUGCACGUGAGAAAAAUGGUGUCUAUAUCCCGAAAGAAAGAUACUUUCAGGAGGAAAGCGAAAGAAAGGCCAUGGCUGACCAAAUUGAGCAAAUGGGGGUUACUCUAGAAAACCAUCAGAAGCAAUAUGAGGAAUUGCAAGAUAAGUAUAAAGUCCAGGUUCAACAAUGCAAUGAUUUGAGUAGCAAACUUGAAGGCACAGAGAAAAACUUAAAUCAAACCUCUAAACUGCUUGCUAACACGGAGGAAGAAUUAAGAAAAUGCCAUUAUUCCCUGAAGGAGAGGGAUUUUAUUAUAUCAGAACAGAAGAAAGCAGAAAAUGCGCUGGCCCAUCAAGCAUGUGUUUUACGAUCUGACUUGGAGAAGGCACUUGGAGAUAAUGCUUUGUUGUUUCAGAAAAUCAAUAGAGAGGACAAGAUGAGUUCUGAUAAUAGAUCGUUGGUCAACAAUUACCAAUUAGAGCUUGGGAAGCAAAUCAAAUCUCUUUGCAACUAUGUUGAAAAGUCAUUGUCUAAUCAGGAAGGACACAUUCAGUGUGUUGACAAACUUUGUCGAACAUUUUUAGAUGCACAUGACAAGGCUGUUAUUGACUUGAAAAAGAAAGUUAAAUCUUCAAGGGCUUUGUAUCUUUCUCACAUAGAGGCAAUGCAAAAUGUUGUUCGUUUGCACAAGGCGAGCUCUGAUGCUGGUUUGGAGGAAGUUUCUUCUUUGGCUUCUUCUAGUGCACAUUCUGUUGAAGAUUUCCUAGCAUCUGAGGCUGGUAAAAUAGACUCCAUAUUUGGUGAUCUUCAGAGUUCUCUUUCAACACAGCAGGGCGAGAUGGCCCUUUUUGCAAGGGAGUUGCGGCAGAGAUUCAAUACCUCUGUUGAUCAAAUAAAGGACAUAUCUGAAUACUCUCAAGGAUAUCUGCAAAAGCUUUUUGAUGAGAGAAAAAGGCUUGAAUCUCACGUUUCAGCAGUUAGUGAAAUAAAAAUGAAGACUAUUGCCGAGUUUCAGAAGGCUUAUGAGGAUCAAUCUAAAUCUGAUGCAGAGAAACUUAUGGCUGACAUUACUUGCUUGGUCACCAACCACAUGUGUCGUCAAAAAGAAAUGGUGGAUGCCAGGCUUGUUGGUUUACGAGAUGGUGCAAUUGCAGACAAGGAAUUUUUGGAUGGUCAUGUUUCCUCAAUGGAAGGUAUUACAAAUGAUGCAAAACGAAAAUGGGAGUCAUUCUCAACGCAAGCAGAAAAUGAUGCCAAAGAUGGUGCUGUACACUCUGCUGCAAAGCAUUGUCGUAUGGAGGUACUUCUGCAACAAUGUGUAAGCACCGCUGAUUCUGCUUUCAAGCAAUGGAAGAUGACACAAGAGUCUGUGAAUGAGAUGGAAGCAAAGCAUGUGGCGGCUGUUACGACAUUUACCAGGAAUGCUUCUGAGGGCAAUGAACAACAUGAUGCUGAGAUCAAUUCUGCAAGGGUAGCAGCUGAGCAAGAUGUAGCAAAGAAUAACGAGGAGCUGCUUCAGUCUGUCGAUAGUGUGUCCGAGCAAGAAAGAGAGUCUAUAUCUGGAAUCCAGGAGACAGUCAAAGCUCAUUCAAGUACCUUGGAAACUUUCAGGGUGGAUCACUCUGGUCAUGCUACAACCAUUGAGGAGAAGGCUCGGGAAACCUUCAUCAACCAGUACAUGGAUUAUGAGCCUACUGGAAGUACGCCAGUAAGGACUGAGCAGGACAUUCCAACCAAAGGGACAAUAGAGUCACUCCGAGCCAUGCCGAUGGACUCUCUUGUUGAGGAAUUUCGGGAAAACAAUUCGUAUGAAUCGUUUGACGGAAAAGAGUUGAAACCGUCCCUCAUACCACGCUCUCCCCUUACACAAAUCAAUUGAGAUUUUUAUUGAUUUAAAGCUCAUUUUACUUUAUGUCAUGCUGUAUCUGUAUAAUUAGUGUAUACACUGUUGAUUAUUUUGCUUGUGCUAUUGUUUUGUAAGAUGUAGCAGAAGAAUAUAUGGAUGGAGCCUGGAGGGGUGGUGGGAUCUGGGAAUGGGUAUUUCUUAUUGAGGGUGUCAAUAAAUCCCACCUUGGGAUUUUGGCAAUUUGUAGCUGGAUAAUGGAAUGUAUAUUGUUUAAGGAUAAUGCCUUUUUUAAGUUUUUAUUA
Messenger RNA from Humulus lupulus (European hop), 3528 nucleotides. Its product is annotated as kinesin-like protein KIN-5C. The coding region runs from base 230 to 3259 and encodes 1009 amino acids. Gene Ontology annotation, molecular function: plus-end-directed microtubule motor activity; microtubule binding; ATP binding. NCBI's taxonomy places the organism in Eukaryota, Viridiplantae, Streptophyta, Magnoliopsida, Rosales, Cannabaceae. The transcript has 23 exons. The record is from RefSeq and is a predicted model, not a curated record. Gene Ontology annotation, biological process: microtubule-based movement.